Letharia columbiana is the source of this 1395-nucleotide messenger RNA. RefSeq lists its product as uncharacterized. The transcript has 3 exons. Gene Ontology annotation, biological process: polysaccharide biosynthetic process. Gene Ontology annotation, molecular function: acyltransferase activity, transferring groups other than amino-acyl groups. The record is from RefSeq and is a predicted model, not a curated record. Gene Ontology annotation, cellular component: membrane. Lineage: Eukaryota; Fungi; Ascomycota; Lecanoromycetes; Lecanorales; Parmeliaceae. Bases 1 to 1395 code for a protein of 464 amino acids.
AUGUCGUCGACAACGGUGGGCCUGCUCACCUCAUACGCCGAAAAGACCAGAUGGACGCCAACUCAGGCCAGUAAAGAUGCCAAUCGGAAAGCUCUUCAGGACAGCUCCUGGGCUGAUGGGCUUCGAGGUAUCGCUGCUGUUUUUGUUAUGUUCAGCCAUAUGACCCUUGCUUUCGCCCGCUACAUAGUCAGACCUGCCGACGGCGAGCACGGGCCCUCACAAUGGAUGCAAAGACCUAUCCUUCGACUCGUUGGCCAAGGUCCUGCCUGGGUUGCUUGCUUCAUCAUACUCUCUGGUUUCGUCAACUCGCUGAAGCCUAUCAAGCUAGCCAGGCAGGGCAAUAUCGAAACAGCAAUAUCCAACCUUGCCGUCAGCGCGUUCAGAAGGUCCUUCCGUCUCUUUCUUCCAGCCGCCGCAGCUACAAUCAUCAGCUGGUUCAUCUGUCAAUUUGGCGCAUAUGAAAUAGCAAAAAACUCGGACGCCUAUUGGCUGCAGAUUACAAGCCCGGGAAUAAGCCCCUCGUGGGGACAGGCCAUUAUAGAUCUUCUAUAUGCCAUCCGAAACACCUGGCUCUACAAUCCAGAAAAUCCUUACGACCAGCCUCAAUGGGCUCUCAUGUACCUUCUGCAAGGCUCUAUGUUCGUAUUCAUGGCUUUGCUCGCGACUAUCAACCUAACACCUCGAUUUCGAGUGAUGACCAUGAUGAUCUGCUGGUUCUGGUCGUGGAAUUGGGGUAUAAGGAUCGGUGACCCAAUGGUUGGUGUAAGCUGUUUUGUUGGCAUCAUGCUCUCUGAGCUGAAUAACUCUGAAUAUCCUCUCCGUCUAUCGCCACUCUCACCCUUCUUCGCACCACCAAUGGCGCUCCUAGCACUCGUCUUGAUGUCGUUUCCCUCCGAAUUCCAGCCUUGGGCCCAAUGGUCCAAUUUCCUCCUUGAAUGGUUCCACAGAGUGUCGCCCGAAAACGCUGAACUUAGUCGCUUCUGGCCAACGAUCGGCGCCCAGCUACUCUGCCUCACUGUCGUGCUUUCCCCGCACAUACGCCGUGGUCUCAGUCAUCCGUGGUUGCUCUGGCUUGGCAAGGUCAGCUUCCCGUUGUAUCUGUUGCAUGGCUCCUUCAUGCGCAGCCUACUCUCGUGGCUGCUAUUCGCAAGAGAACACCUAGUGGAAUUCGAAGAGCACAAUGGCGACCAGAGCUACAUUGUCAUGAAAUACCCAUUGCCAGGCUACACGACCUUCAUCAUCGUGAUGCCGGUUUUCUUUGUCAUCUUGUUUACAGCGACACAUGUAUGGGCGAUGAAGGUCGAGCCGCAAUUCGGGCUCAUCACUAAAAAAGCGGAAGAUCUCAUGUUUGGGAAACAGGAACGGCCUCCUGCGUUGCCUGUGCGGCAUGAUUAG